Messenger RNA from Phragmites australis (common reed), 1682 nucleotides. RefSeq names its product receptor-like protein EIX2. Gene Ontology annotation, molecular function: protein binding. The record is from RefSeq and is a predicted model, not a curated record. The coding region runs from base 446 to 1681 and encodes 411 amino acids. NCBI's taxonomy places the organism in Eukaryota, Viridiplantae, Streptophyta, Magnoliopsida, Poales, Poaceae. The transcript has a single exon.
ACGACUUUGAUCACUUGAGCCAAUUGUCUCUCGAUCCUUCUCUCUGGACGAGACUAGAAGCUAUCGCGCGUAGAUGCAUGGUCGAGUUUGUCCUGUAUGUCGCGAGCGUGAGGCGACGUGCAAUAAAAUUCCUCCAACGAAGUUUCGACCAGUUAAUUGGGGUAGGCAAUCAACGACUGUACGCCCGACGUCUUCCACACACAUAUCAGUCACCAAAUUUAAUCGACGACGACUUUCCUGUCCAUUAUACUACUGUCAAAGUUGCAUUCGAAAUUAAGGUCAUGCCGAUGUCCAAAAUAAUCUGUAUUUAUUUGUGACUAUCCAACUAUGUAUAUCUCAGUCUUCACGCGCUGCAGUUCAACCUAACACACCCUUAAUAUAGCAGCGUGGUGCUGCGGUGCUGCCUACAAAUCGCCGACGGCUGCAAAAACACCUGAAAAUCGAUAUGAUGCUAGCUUUCAGCAUGUCCAUCGCCGGUUUCCUGCUCCUCGUAGUCAUCGUAGCAGCUGCUUCCUCUUCCUUCACCGGCGUCCACGCGGGCGCCGCCUGUGCGCCCAAGGAGAGGGACGCCCUCCUGGCGUUCAAGCAAGGCAUCACCAGCGACCCCGGGGGCCUCCUGGCGUCAUGGCAGCCAGAAGAUGAGCAUGACUGCUGCCAAUGGGGAGGAGUCCAGUGCAGCAACCUUACGGGCCAUGUCCUCGAGCUGCACCUCGGAGGCGGAGGUCUGACCAGAGAGAUAAGUCGUUCUCUACUCUCCUUGCAGCAUCUUGAAUAUGUCAAUGUCAGCAUGAACAGCCUCCAGGGGCCGACCGGCCAAGUCCCAGAGUUCCUGGGAUCUUUCAAGAACCUAAGAUAUCUUAACCUCUCUAACAUACCGUUUUCCGGUAGGGUGCCUCCUCAGCUUGGCAACCUCUCAAAGCUGCAGUAUCUUGAUCUUUCAAACACUGGUUUGCAGGAGCAGUACAUGUACUCUACUGAUCUCUCGUGGUUAACACACCUACCUUUGUUGCAGUACCUCAAUAUGGGGUCGGUAAAUCUUGGCAUGGUAACUGACUGGCCGUAUGUGGUGAAUAUGUUGCCUUCUUUGAGGGUCCUUAUUCUCGAUGAUUGCUCGCUAACAAGUGCAAACCAAAAGCUCCCACGCCUUAACCUUACAAACCUUGAGGAGCUCGAUUUCUCCUGGAAUAGCUUUCACCACCCAGUUGCAUCUUGUUGGUAUUGGAACCUAACAAGCCUAGUGUACCUCUCCCUCGCGGGAACUGAGCUGUACGGACAACUUCCAAGUACGCUGGGAGACAUGGUAUCCCUUCAAGUACUAGAGUUGUCAUAUAAUAGUAAUAAUAACUUGAGCAUGACGACGACAAACUUGAAGAACCUAUGCAACUUGACUGUUCUAGCUCUUGAUGCAUCUCUUUCAUAUGGAAAUAUAACAGAGUUGAUUGAGAGGUUGCCGCAGUGUUCAUCAAACAAGUUGCAGGAGUUGCAUCUACAGUCAAACUACCUGGUAGGGUUCCUACCAAGCAACAUGGGGCACUUGGCCAGUAUAGUCACUCUUGUUCUCAGUGGUAACAACAUUACUGGACCUCUCCCAGCAUUUAUAGGGCAUUUUGCACAUUUGAGGACCCUUGACCUCUCUGCAAACCACCUCACUGGACAUGUGCCAUCUGAAACGAGGCAAUGAC